UCUUAGUUUUAUAAACCUUAAAACCGCAGUGAUUAUGGGAAUUAAUGGCUUAUGGGGGGUGCUCACUCCAUUCAGUGAAAAGAAAUCUCUUCACGAGAUUAGAGGAGAAACAAUAGCAGUAGAUUUGUCGGGCUGGGUUUGUGAUAGUCAGAAUGUGACGGACUAUUAUGUUCAGCCCAAAUUGUAUUUGAGAAACCUUUUUUUCCGUACAAUGUACUUAUUACUGGCUGAUAUAAAGCCAAUUUUUGUAUUGGAAGGGGAUGCCCCAGAGCUGAAACGAGAUGUGAUGGCUGCCAGAAAUGCUAUACAGUUCCGAGGAGCAGCUCCAAGGACUGAGACAGCUGCAGCUGUUAGCAAAAGACCAGAUGUGGGACGGAAAAGGUUUCGCAAUGUUCUUAAAGAGUGUGAAUCAUUACUGAAGAGUAUGGGUGUGAUCUGCAUAAAAGGCCAGGGAGAGGCUGAGGCAACUUGCGCCCAACUCAAUGCCCAAGGGCUAGUAGACGCGGUGGUGUCGCAAGACUCGGACUGCUUCGCGUACGGCGCUCACCGCGUGUACCGGAACUUCAGCGUGUCCAGCUCGGCCGGCGGCGGCGCCAUGCAGGGCUCCGUCGACUGUUACGAUGCCAGGAAGAUGUAUGAGCAGAAUGGCUUCGGUCGCAACAAGAUGGUGGCGCUGGCCAUCCUGUGCGGCUGCGACUACGGCGCGGGUGCGUGCGGCUCCUCCAAGGUCACCGUGCUGUCUUUCCUAGAGACUGUAUCUGAAGAGGAAGUCAUUGACAGGCUACUCUCCUGGGUCAUAGACCCGGACCGCUACUCUGCCCAGGAGCGCUGGCUGGGCGUGCCGGGGCGCUGCGACCGCUGCGGGCACGCGGGCCGCUCGCACGCGCGCCUCGGCUGCCCCGCGUGCGCCACCAGCCGCGCCUGCCUCCACACUGGACACAAGACAAAAGUGGCUGAAGUGAAACGGGAACUGGCAUUGCGUAACCGAGCCCUGAAUUGCGGGGCUCCCUUCCCUGAGCCUAAAGUUAUGAAGGAAUUCCUAAACACGCCUGCGGAGAAAAUCAGUUUGGAUAACUUGAAGACUUCACCGCCCAGCCUCGUUCAGUUUAUGAAACUGAUGACUAGUAAGUUGGAUUGGUCGCAGCGCUACUGCGUGGAGAAAUUUCUGCCGCUGCUCACCAAAACCCACCUACAAGAGCACGUCCCGUGUAGAACACUCAAACCUGUCCGGAUCAACAAAAAAAGAACACCGAGAGGUGUACCAAGCUUUGAAAUAGUGUGGGAGGACACUGACGGGCAAUACGAAGGGUUGAUACCUGAUGAUCAAUUUGAUGAUGACGAAGAUCAUAAGCUUCCUUGGACCACAACAGAAAGACAAGAUCUCGUGAGAAAAUUUUAUCCGAAACUGGUAGAAGAUUUUGAAGAGUUAACUAAAAAGCCCGUCGUAGAAAAGAAAACUCGAGGCAGAAAGAAGAAAGAAGUCAAUGAAAAUGAACCAGACAAACCAAAACGGAAGUACAAUAGGAAAGUAAAAAAACUUAUCGAUACCGAUAUGGUUAAUUUAAGCAACUCUAUGAACAGAAUGAAUGUAAGCGAAAAAACAAAUGACGUAAAUACUAGCAAAGCUAAUGUGAGCGUAAAAGUAAAUAAACUAAAGAGAAAAAUCAAAAAUACAAAAUCGAAAAAUCAAAAAACUAUCGACAGUUUUAUUCAAAAUAAAAGAAGAAAGUCUAAGAAGUUAAUGGAAUCACUGAAAUAUAGCUUUAGGGAUAUUAUGUGCGAGGCUGACGUGGAGUUUGAUAUGAUUAACAAUUAUGAAAAUAAAAAAUAUGAUAGUGACAAAGAAAAUAGCAAAGCCACAAUCAAUCUUGACGACGGUAAAGAUAAUCAAAUAAUUAAUAAACCAUCAAUGAGUAUUUUAAAUUUAAGUGAAGAUGACAUAAAUGAAAGUGAGUUAUCAGAUAUUGUUGAUAAAAUUGUGGCAAGUGGUACCAGGAGUAAAACGGCAACCGUUGACAAUAAUCUAGUAAAACUUAUUUUCGCAACCAAAACCAUAACUCCUCGUAAAUCUGGGUUUAGAAAAAGCAUUUUGAGUCAAAUUCAUAAUAAUUGCUCAACGCCCAGAGAAAGUCCUGUUAGAAGAAAGAGUGUACCGUAUCAAAUAAACGCAUCUAGUAACUCAGAGAAGUCCAGAGUAAAUACAAGUCAUUUCUUUGAUAAAUUGACAAACGGCUGCGAUGCGUUUGAACUGUCUUUAAAUUAUGACAAGGAAAUAGCUACCAACUCCGAUAGUGAACAAACUUUAGACUAUAGUUUAGAAAGCGUUCAUCUCUAAUAACCUGUAAUUUGAUAUAUUAAAUAAACAUUUACCUAAAUUUUA
Messenger RNA from Plutella xylostella (diamondback moth), 2380 nucleotides. RefSeq names its product XPG-like endonuclease (gene Gen). Gene Ontology annotation, molecular function: four-way junction DNA binding; 5'-flap endonuclease activity. NCBI's taxonomy places the organism in Eukaryota, Metazoa, Arthropoda, Insecta, Lepidoptera, Plutellidae. The record is from RefSeq and is a predicted model, not a curated record.